Molecule: messenger RNA, 534 nt
Organism: Telopea speciosissima
Lineage: Eukaryota; Viridiplantae; Streptophyta; Magnoliopsida; Proteales; Proteaceae
Exons: 1
Coding region: 1-534 (177 amino acids)
Source: RefSeq, a predicted model, not a curated record
AUGGGGAGGAACAUCAAGUUACUCCUGUCUGCAGAAGAUCUAAUGCCUGUCCUGGACGAAGAAGAGCUUGAAUUCCAAAAUGAGGAGAACCCUGAAUCUAAGCUGGCCUAUGAGUUGUUUCGACAGAAAAACUCUAAGGUAAAACUCCUCGUGUUGAGUUCUCUGAAAAAGACCAUCGCUGAUUCUUUCAAAGAUCUGUACUUGACUAAGGACAUGAUAGAGGAGUUAAAGGAGAUGUAUGGGAGAGAAGAAAGGCAUGCCCAUCAUCAGCUAGUGACACUCCUCCAUAGCAUGAAGAUGGCUCAAGGUACUCCGGUUAUUGACCAUGUCAUGAAAAUGCGAAACUUGUUCCAAGAAUCGGAGAACCUUGGGACAUCCUUCAAGCUGAAUUAUAAGACGGAUGUCAUUUUUUACUCUUUGCCUCAGGAGAUCUAUGGAUCGUUUAUUGUUAAUUAUAAUAUGAAUAAACUCUCCUUGGAACUCCCUGAGCUGGCCAACAUGUUACAAGAAGUGGAAGCUGCAUCCAAGAAGUAG